Molecule: messenger RNA, 785 nt
Organism: Balaenoptera acutorostrata (minke whale)
Lineage: Eukaryota; Metazoa; Chordata; Mammalia; Artiodactyla; Balaenopteridae
Product: C-C motif chemokine 15
Exons: 4
Coding region: 96-509 (137 amino acids)
Biological process (GO): cellular response to interleukin-1; neutrophil chemotaxis; inflammatory response
Cellular component (GO): extracellular region
Molecular function (GO): CCR chemokine receptor binding; chemokine activity
Source: RefSeq, a predicted model, not a curated record
UUCUUAUAAAUACAAGGGCAGAGCUGGGGUCUGGGGGAGUCAGAGAGCAGAGAGCCCAGGAGUUCUCAGGCUGGUACUGGCUGUGCACAGGGAAGAUGAAGACCUCAAUAGCUGCCCUCUCCUGCCUCAUCCUUGCUGCCCAGGCUGCAGUUGAACAUCUGAUGCCGAACCUGAAGGAAGAACACUCAAUAGCUCAAGGAGGCUUUCACCGCCCCACUGACUGCUGCAUAUCUUACACCUCACGAAAUAUCCGAUGUGUAUUCAUGAAAGAUUAUGUAGAAACGACCAGUGCGUGUUCCCGGCCUGCCGUCAUCUUCAUCACCAAGAGGGAGCAGCAUGUCUGUGCUAACCCCAAAGAUGAGCGAGUUCAGAAAUGCAUGUUGGACCUGAAGCUAAGAUCAGCAAUCAAGGACCUGAGAACGCUAUUUCUUGAGAAGGGAUACUUGGAGUCGGCCCCCUCACCUCCAUCUCUCUUUCCCCGACUACCUCCUAGGUGGGCCCUGGCCUGAAUUAUUUUUUAAAAAGCAACAAUUACUGUUCUGUUCUGUUCUGGUUACAAAAGCAGUGCAUUAAUAGAGAGUAUCCAAUUUAACUUUACUCUAACUUUAAGAGGAAAAAGAAUCUGUCGGAAUUGCUGAACUUUGGAUUUGUGUUUUUGUCAAAACAAGACAUCAUAGUAUAAUUUUUUAAAAGCUAAAAACAUGACAUUCAAAUAUAGAUUGAAUGUGUGUCAAAGAUGUAUUUAACCCAUUAAUGAAGGAACAAUUAAACUGAUUCAAAGAUCA